Aspergillus pseudoviridinutans is the source of this 876-nucleotide messenger RNA. RefSeq lists its product as uncharacterized. NCBI's taxonomy places the organism in Eukaryota, Fungi, Ascomycota, Eurotiomycetes, Eurotiales, Aspergillaceae. The record is from RefSeq and is a predicted model, not a curated record. The transcript has 2 exons. Bases 1 to 876 code for a protein of 291 amino acids.
AUGGCAGCAAACAAUGGAUACAUUCCUAAGGAAGACCAGUCCAUUAGGGAUGAGCUGUCCAAAUUGACAGAGAGCAUACGGUCCUGGGCCAAGAAACACUGUUUGCCUUCCCUUGCAGAUUUUGAGGAUGUCGCCGAAAUCGAGAAGGAUAUGGUCAUCCAUCAAUUGACCGAAUGCUGCUCUCAACAAGAUUGGAAUUCAAUGAUGAAGGAUAUCUCUAUCCCACAGAAUAAAAUCCCAAUGGUCCUCUUACACGCCUUGUUAGCGAAAGACUUGUUCGGAAGAAUGUUUACAGAUCCCUUUUUUGCGUUCCCAAAGAUUGACGGAGAUCACAAAAUCUCUGCAGCAGGGUACUUUCAAAGAAUAUACCACAUCAUGAUCAAAGCUGAUGAGCAAAAAGCGCACAUUUGGCGCUCGCAGACAUUGCAAAACCUUUCCACCACAAGGGAUCCCAACGCAGAGGCCUUUUUACAGGGCAUGACCAAGAAGCUAGUGUAUGGGCUUGUAAACACAUUCCUGACCAGUCCCGCUCGCACUCUUCUUCGUAAGGUUGGAAAUAAUGAUGCUGUCAACCAAAGGGGCCGAGAGCUCCUGUCAUUGUAUGAUGGGGCGGCACAGCUGGCACUCUCCCUCUGGACCCAACGGGCUUUCAUGAGCUGCCCAAACCUGCGAGAGCUACCAAGGUUUACAGUUUCAAACCCAAUGAUGCGCGCCCAUCGGCUCCAUCGUCUCGACGAAGAUGAUACAAGGCUGGACGGGAAAAGGAUACUUCUUUGUGUUCAGCCUGCCGUCCUAGCCUUUGGUUCCGAAAAUGCCGAGGACUACAACCAGCACAAGGUAUGGUCUCCAGCAGUUGUGGUAAUGCAUGAGAAAUAA